Messenger RNA from Pelobates cultripes (western spadefoot toad), 711 nucleotides. Lineage: Eukaryota; Metazoa; Chordata; Amphibia; Anura; Pelobatidae. The record is from the annotation of a GenBank genome assembly.
AUGCAGCUGAAGUUAAAGAAGAACUGGAUAGAAACAACACAGUGUAGAGUGAAGUAUGAUGACAGCCGCCUAAGGAUCACCAGCAUCAGGGAAAAGUUUGGACUUAAGUUAAAGAACAAGUUUGAGGUGCUACAUGAGCUGCAUGAGAAAGAGGAAAGCAAAGGUGUACAGGCCAGCUGGCAGACAAUAAAAGAGACAUUAAGAACAGCCUGUCAAGAAGUGGUCGGAGCAAAUAAACAUCACCACAAAUAAUUGAUCACAGCUGAGACCUUGGGCUUGAUAGAAGAGCGAAAACAGAAGAAGGUGGCAGUAAACAACAGGACUAGGGCAGAAAAAGCCAAAGCCCAAGUGGAAUACACAGAAGUCCACAGAGCAGUGAAGAAGAGCAUUAGGAAGGACAAGAAAGACUACAUAGAUGGGCUGGCAGCUGAAGCAGAACAGGCAGCAUACAACAGCAACAUGAAACAGCUGUACGGCACAGCUAAAAAAACUGUCUGGGAAGUACAGCAAGCCAGAACGACCCAUCAAGGACAAGGAGAUCUCCCCAUCAACAGCGGCAAGCCGACUAGAGAAGAGAUCGGGAAGGCAAUCACCCUGAUGAAGAAUGGGAAGGCAGCUGGACUUGAUAACAUACCAGCAGAGGCCCUGAAAGCAGACCUGAAAUCAUCAGUGGAGAUACUGUAUCUGGGAGGAAGAAGAGAUAUCGACUGA